Mus pahari (shrew mouse) is the source of this 3467-nucleotide messenger RNA. RefSeq names its product ring finger protein 222 (gene Rnf222). Bases 293 to 928 code for a protein of 211 amino acids. The record is from RefSeq and is a predicted model, not a curated record. NCBI's taxonomy places the organism in Eukaryota, Metazoa, Chordata, Mammalia, Rodentia, Muridae. The transcript is spliced from 3 exons.
AGUCAUUAGGAAAUGUCUCCACAGCCGGCACAGUGACAGCAGCUGUCAGCCCAGCUGGGUGGCUCCCAUCUCCCAUCUGUGGAGGACUUGGAUAGAAAGACCGACACCACUCUCUCAGGUUCGAGUCUCAGCGACUUUGCCCAUUUCCAAAAUACCAGACACAUCCUCCAAGAAUGAAAAUGGACUUUUCCUGGGGUUAAUCAGGACCUUCUGACAGCCUUGAGCCACCACUUAAGGAGACGCUGAAGAGUGAUCGGACAUGGCUGCUGAGGCCUGUUAUCUCUAAAGGGCCAUGUCAGAAGGAGGAAGCAAGGACAGCUCGGGCAGCGAGUGCCCUGUGUGCUAUGAGAAGUUCCGGGAUCUGGAGGGCGCCAGCCGGACACUGAGCUGCGGCCAUGUGUUCUGCCAUGACUGCUUGGUCAAGUACCUGCUCUCUACCCGGGUGGAUGGACAGGUGCAGAGGACUAUCGUCUGCCCCAUCUGCCGCUACGUCACCUUCCUCAGCAAGAAGAGCUCCCGAUGGCCCUCCAUGCUGGACAAGAGCUCGCAGACCCUGGCUGUGCCUGUGGGCCUGCCCUCCACGCCCUCACCAGACCGUGGAGGCCACACAAACCCCCUGGUUAUUUCCCACCAGGUCUGGAGACAAUCAUCAAGCCAGGGGUCUCAGCUCCCCUUGGACCUGCUACCCAGCCUGCCCCGAGAGUCACAGAUUUUCAUCAUCAGUCGCCACGGGAUGCCGCUGGGGGAACAGGACAGCGUGCUGCCCCGACGCAGCCUGGCAGAGAUAUCAGAGGCAUCCCCGGCUCCCAGCGCUACCCGCUCUUUCUGCUGCCGGUCUCGGGCCCUCCUGCUCAUCACCCUCAUUGCCGUGGUGGCUGUGGUAGCUGCCAUCCUGCCCUGGGUGCUGCUGGUGAGGAAGCAGGCCUGAGUGGUGGCAAUGCAGAGGACAGGGGAGCAAGGCCGGGUAUCUAAGCUGUGCUCCGUGCUGUGCUGGCCACAGCUUGGGAGAGGGCAGAAGGUCCUAGUGUAGACCUGGUACAAUCAAGCUUCAGAGGGAUGUCCUAGACUCAGAGAGGUCUUGGGUGGGGCCAGAUUGGAAGGCUAAGGGCUUUGUCUCCACCCUUUCCAUCCCUGGUCAGGCAGUGAGGGCUUUGUCAUGAGGAGAGGCUAGGGGCAGAGAUACUCUGAGGCUAACACUGAAUGGCCGACUCCCCAUUUGUGACCCCAUAAGUAUCCCGAACAAACACCCCCAUCUCUAGGCUGGAACUUAGCAAGCUAGAAGCUGGGUGGCCACUGCUCUACUAUAGGGACAUAAACCUUACCUGUCAAGUGACCAACCUGAAGCCAGGUAGACCUACCUCCUAGACACAAGGAAGUGUCCUGCCAGAUGGGAGCCCAGCGGAAGGCUUGCUCCAGGUCAGAAUUCCCGCCCACAGAGGGUCCUCUACAGUGCCCCCAGGAAGAAACAGAAGUUGAUGCAGUCCUAGAUCCAGUUUUUCCAGCAUCUUAGCCUCAUAUAUGAGCCUCAAGCAGCCCAUGGAUAAGUGUUCCUAUCUCCAACCCAUCAUCUUGAAAGAGGAAGAUGAUGAUCUCAGAAGCCUUAGCCCAGGGUGGGGGGGGCUGGGGCAACAGAGAAAAGGGUUUUCUGGGUAGUCGAGACAACAGAAAACACUAGUGAAAGAGGCCGCUAUUGACAGAAUAGCCACAGCCUCAGAGGUUUCUGUAGACUGCCAGGCCCAAGGAGCAGACCUGAUUUCCAGUCUUAGGGCUCUCGAGGGUGAAAUAGAAGACAAGGGUGGAGGGGACGCCCUCCAGGUGAGACCUGAGUCAGCUGAGAGCUAUGUGAGCAAAUUAACCCCUGGGGGCUCCCACCUCCCUCCCUCCCAAGUCCACCUUCUCAUGAUCCAACCAUUCAUUAGACGCCACACCAGCCGGGCCAGUUUCCCAGGUGGAUUCUCUAGGGCUGAGCCGGGUGAGGAAGGGUGGGGAAGAAAGCAGCCGAGCUUGUCAGCUGGCUCAACAGAUGCUCACAGCCAGGCACUGUGCCCUGGCGUGGUUGGGUACCUCACUAACGACGCCUAUAAGGAAAGCCUCAGAGUGGGUCUCUCUUGAGGAAGUCCCCGAGGAAGCUAAUUCCUUGUCUCUGAGAACAACCGAGACUUCUAGCUACUGUCACAAAUAGGAGGGGUUUGGCAUCCAGGGUGUGCCAGUAGCUGAGCCCAUCCACGACUUCUACACAGAAGUUCACUAUCUGUGUGGAAGGAAAUACCUCUGUGCCUCUUAGCUACUUCUCGGACGUCUGCCAUGGUUGACACCCAGGGACCAUCAGAGAAGAACCUCACCCAACAAGGGAUCUUUGCCACAAAAUGGCUGUGGCCUGCAGGUGCUGGCCAGUGGACUUAUACUUCUUUUAAGGCUAGAGGACAGAGGUGCUGUGCAGAUGUGGAGGGAACAGGUGGAUGGUGGGGCAAUAUUUAUUAUAAAGACAAAAUGAACUUUGCAGACUUGUGAGUCUGUGUCCACCCCAGCCAGGCUGUGCUGAUCAGUGCCAUGAGAUUCUAGGGAACUGAUUCAAAGCUUUCCGGAUCCUGCUGCGUUUGCGGAGACACUUCCCAAAAUACCUGUGAUGUUUUCACGUUUGUUCAGCCACAACCUGUGGAGGCUACUUCUUUUACUUUCAAAUAAAGGUGGAAAGCCAUUUUUAAAAUAAAAGUAUAUAUUUUCUCAGAGUCCAGAGCCCUUUGCAAUGUGUGUAGACUCUUGAAGUCAUUCUCUAGACUGAAUAUACAGAUCCUAAAGUCCCUAAGACCCUGAGAUGAGACUCAUUUGUAAAACAAAUAUAAAUCACAACUGCUCGCAUCGCUUAUUAACUCCUGUUCCUCUGUUGGGCCUGGGGAGGCAGCUGAACUGUUAGUGGAAAUGCAUUUGCUUUUUGAUUUUGUUGUUAUUUGCUUGGUUUGGUUUUGAUUUGGUUUUUGGAUUUUUUUUUUUUUUUGAGACAGGAUUUGUCCAUAUAGCCUGGCUGUCCUGGAACUCUCUCCAGACCAGGCUGGCCUUGAACUUUCAAAGAUCCACCUGCCUUUCCCUCCCAAGUGCGGGGAUUAAAAAUGUGUGCCAACUCCGCCUGGCUAGAAUUGCGUAUUUGUAAAAGCUGUCCAAUGAAACUGGACACAUCAUUUCUCAGAGUUUCCACUUUGUGUUCUAGAAAUGUGUCUCCUUGGUACAGCUGUCUAGAUGGCUGGUGACAUACACACAAAAUUGUGGCUCUAUUUGUAAUCACAAAGCAUCAGAAAACCCCUACAUGGUAAUCAACAAACAACUAGUUAUUGACCUGAGAUCCAGGGCCUGUGGUCCCAAGAAGGACUAAUCGAUGUAGCAACAAACGGAAAUGAAAUGAGCUAGGCACGGAACACUGUAUUCUGGACACUAUGAUUUCUGUGGGAAGAGGAAUAAAUAUUUUCCUAUUU